This is a messenger RNA of Dendroctonus ponderosae (mountain pine beetle), 7110 nucleotides long. RefSeq names its product serine/threonine-protein kinase Genghis Khan (gene gek). Gene Ontology annotation, biological process: actomyosin structure organization; peptidyl-threonine phosphorylation. The transcript has 32 exons. The record is from RefSeq and is a predicted model, not a curated record. Gene Ontology annotation, cellular component: cytoplasm; cytoskeleton. Bases 391 to 5592 code for a protein of 1733 amino acids. Gene Ontology annotation, molecular function: ATP binding; protein serine/threonine kinase activity; protein binding. Lineage: Eukaryota; Metazoa; Arthropoda; Insecta; Coleoptera; Curculionidae.
UGGCGUCUGUUGAUUUCAAAAAUGUUUGUAUAUUAGAAAAAUAUCAAGAGAUUAGUUCAUAAAUUCGUAAUGGAAAUUCGGAGUCCUAUUCGGUAGUGAUUGCGGUAAAAAAUGCGAUUUUCCUAUGUGAAAAUUUGACAGGAUAAAACCAAACACACCUCGGUGGGGGAGUACGACAAAAAUGGCUGCCGAAAGUUUUCACGGAAAUGUAUUUUAAACGGAAAGCGUGAAAAUAAUGAACGUUUAAUCACUUUCGACAGGUCUGUUAAAGAUUUAUUGUGUUCAGUGCUUGUUCCACCGAUUGCUGCUUUCAUGGAAUACAGAUUUAAUAGUGAUUAACUUUCCGAAUUGUCGAACACCGGUGACAUAGAAGCAAGCAAGUCUGCUGUAAUGGGGGACCUUGAGGGAACGGAAGCCACAGGGGCGGCUGCGGAACGUCGACUUCGCCAACUAGAAGCUCUCUAUUUGGGAGGGCCACUAGCCGCCCAUGGACAAUCCUUCAGCGUCGAAUCCCUUAUUGACAUUAUGCUGGUUCUGUAUGACGAAUGCUGCAACUCCAGCCUCAGGAAGGAGAAAACUGUUUCCGAUUUUUUGGAGUAUGUUAAACCUGUGGCCAAUACUGCAAAGACGCUGCGGCUCAAUCGUGAUGACUUCGAAAUUGUUAAGGUGAUAGGUAGAGGAGCAUUUGGUGAAGUGUGUGUGGUUAAAUUACGUGGUUCAGAAAAAGUGUUUGCCAUGAAAAUCCUCAAUAAAUGGGAAAUGUUGAAAAGAGCGGAAACUGCAUGUUUUAAAGAAGAACGGGAUGUCUUAGUUUUUGGAGAUCGCCGAUGGAUAACCCAUUUGCAUUAUGCAUUUCAGGAUGAGUCAAACCUAUAUUUGGUUAUGGACUAUUACUGUGGUGGAGAUUUGUUGACUUUGUUAAGUAAGUUUGAAGAUCGUCUUCCAGAGGAUAUGGCCAGGUUUUACAUUGCUGAAAUGGUUCUGGCAAUAGAUUCUAUACAUAGACUGAAAUAUGUACAUAGGGACAUAAAACCUGACAAUGUCCUAUUAGACGCAAAUGGUCAUAUUAGGCUAGCAGAUUUCGGUAGUUGUUUAAAACUUAACGACGAUGGCAUGGUGCAAUCAAAUGUAGCGGUUGGAACACCAGAUUAUAUAUCGCCUGAAAUUUUGAGAGCUAUGGAAGAUGGACAAGGUCGAUAUGGACCUGAAUGUGAUUGGUGGUCUUUAGGUGUGUGCAUGUAUGAAAUGCUGUUUGGAGAAACGCCCUUCUAUGCGGAAAGUCUAGUCGAAACGUAUGGCAAGAUAAUGAACCACAAAAACUGUUUCGACUUCGCUAUGGAUGUUGAUGUCUCUGAUGGUGCUAAAGAUCUGAUCAAGCGAUUGAUAUGUAGUCAGGAAUUCAGGUUAGGACAAAACGGAAUCGAUGAUUUUAAGAGCCAUCCAUGGUUUGAAGGUGUUGAUUGGGACGGUCUCAGAGAUAGCAAUGCACCAUAUGUUCCAGAAGUGUCCAGUCCAACAGACACCUCAAAUUUCGAUGUGGACGAUGCGGAUAUUCGAAUAUCUGAUGCGUUACCACCUACUACCAACAGCGCGUUCACCGGUCUACAUUUGCCUUUUAUUGGCUUCACCUUCACGCAAGGAAGCUAUAUAUGUGACUUAAGUAAUCUAUAUUCCUUUAUAUCGUCAGCGUCGGUAACAAUGACUGAAAAGCAAAAUCAAAGAAAUGAUAUAAUGUCGAUAGCUCCAGCAACGAAUCAACAAAAUCAGCGACAACCUGAAAAAGAUGAAAAACAACGAACUUCACCCGAUGGUACCAGAAAGCUGCAAGACGAAAUUAAUAUAUUGACCAAAAGAAAUUGCGAAUUAGAAUCACAAUUACGAAGUUUGGAAUCGUCAGAUUCUUUGGAUGGCGGAGAUACUGUUAAAGUAAAAGAACUAGAGAAAUUAAUAAAAACCCUGAAGCAAGAGAAAGACGAUGCGAACAAAGACAAACAGGAUCUUCAAGAAAAGUUGAAAUUUCAAGAUAAAGAGCUGAAAGAUGCCGUGGCUCAGAAGAAAUUGGCUAUGACUGAAUAUGCCGAAGUCACUGAUAAACUAGCAGAAUUAAGGGCCCAGAAGCAAAAAAUGUCUAGACAAGUUCGGGAUAAGGAAGAGGAAUUAGAAACUGUAAUGCAGAAAGUGGAUUCUCUACGCAACGAUAUCCGAAGAGCCGAAAAAUUGCGACGAGAAUUAGAAUCUAGAGUUGAAGAAGCACAAGCGGAAGCAACCAAAGAGAGAAAGUUAAGGGAAAGAUCUGAAGAAUACUGUAGACAGAUGCAAGCCGAAUCGGAUCGAUUGAGAGUUAGAUCAGAACAUAGUCCACGAGAUCAACAGGAUUCCCUUAGACUUAAAGCGGAAUUGGAAAAAUUGGAAGUACAAUACAAUGAAAGUUUAACACAACAGCAAACAAGAUAUAAUUUGGAGCUGACAUCUUUGCGAGAGCAACUGCAAGAUGCUGAAUCACACAGGGAUCUUUUAGAAAGGGAGCUACAAUCAUUAAAAGAAAAGUGGGAAAAGUCUAAGCUUGAAGCCAUAACAGAUACCGAACAAGCGUUGGCAGAAUUAAACCGAAGACAUGAGAGAGAUAAGCAGACAUUGUCAGAAGAAAAUAAAAAGCUUUCCUCUAAUGUUCAGUUUCUAACUGAAUCAAUGAACCGAUUACAAUCUGAACGAGCAAAUUUGGAAUCUGAGUACGAAACAUUACGGACGAAACAAGAUGCUCUGGGUCAAUGGGAAUCUCAAUUAUCAGAAAUCAUUCAGUGGGUUAGCGAUGAGAAAGAUGCACGCGCAUACCUGCAAGCUCUGGCCACCAAAAUGACUGAGGAGUUAGACUACCUUAAACAUGCAGGUGUGUCAAAUAGUGUCGGUGGUUCAGACAAAAACUGGCGGAAUAGGCGUUCCCAAAAACUGGACAAAAUGGAGCUACUUAAUCUGCAAAGUUCCCUUCAAAGCGAAAUUCAAGCUAAACAGGCGAUAAGUGAAGAUCUGAGCAAAACUCGGGAAGCGCUUCUGGCCGCUCAAAAGGAUCUUCGCGAAUAUCGACAACAAAAUGAUAGUUUAGCACUCGAUUUGAAGCGGAAAGAGAAGCAAAUCAAGGAUUUGCAGAACCGGUUAGACUCUGAAGGAUUUUUGGAGAGGCCAUCAUCGCAGAUGUCCUACUUAGAACAGUUUCUGAAGGAAACUAACUCUUCAUCAGUGCAGAAUAUGUAUGACAACGUACCACCUCAGGCGCAGCUAUUUCCAGGUGGUUCGUUGGAAUCGGAAGAUGGAGACAUAGAGGAUAAUAGAGCACCGAGUAUAGUAAGCUCGAAAAGCAAUCUUUCCGAAGUUAGUAUGCACCACGAAACCCAUUCCCCAAUGAAGCACAAGGCUCAUCAAUUUUUAGUACGAACGUUUUCCAGUCCAACGAAAUGUAGCCACUGUACGUCGCUAAUGGUAGGCUUGAUGCGUCAAGGAAUGGUUUGUGAAAUUUGCGGGUUUACCUGCCAUACGUCGUGUUGUCCUCAUGUGCCUCCAGUUUGUCCGGUUCCACCUGACCAAACCAAACGACCUCUUGGGAUAGAUCCAACUAGGGGUAUCGGAACGGCCUACGAAGGUUACGUCAAAGUUCCUAAGCAAGGCGGAGUGAAAAGAGGGUGGGUGCGUCAGUUUGUAGUGGUGUGCGACUUUAAGUUGUUCCUGUACGACAUAUCAGCCGAUCGCAAUGCCUUACCCAGUGUUCAUGUCGCGCAAGUUUUAGAUAUGCGUGAUCCCCAAUUUAGUGUGAGCAGUGUCAAAGAUUCGGAUGUGAUACACGCUAAUAAGAAGGACAUUCCCUGCAUUUUUAAGAUAACCACCUCGUUAAUGGAACCUCCCGGACCAAGAAAUGCAAUGCUAAUGUUAGCAGAUUCAGAAGCGGAAAAAAAUAAAUGGGUUGUUGCCUUAGCGGAACUUCAUCGGAUUAUGAAACGAAACAAUUUGCCCAAUACCACAGUGCUAUUAGCUAGGGAGUUGAUAGACAAUUCCUUGGCAAUGCUUAAAAAUACUCUAAGUUCUGCCAUUAUAGACCCGGAUAGGAUCGUUCUAGGAACCGAGGAAGGUUUAUAUUGCAUAGAUCUGGAUAGGAGCGAGAUAGCGAAGAUAGGAGAAGCUAAGAAAAUUUUCCAAAUCGAAUACAUAAGUGAGGAGCAUCUGCUGGUUGUAGUUAGCGGCAAGCAACGCCAAGUGAGAUUAGUGCCUAUAAGAGCUUUAGAUGGGGACGACACAGAAUGGAUCAAAGUUACCGAAAGCAAAGGAUGUUCGGUGCUAACCGUGGGGCCUGUUUUAAGAGCGCCACUCACGUUCUGUCUGUGCAUUUCUAUUAAGAAGCAAAAUUCUUCAGUGAUAAUAAUUUAUGAAAUAACCAGAACUAGGACUAGGCAUCAGAGAGUGCACGAAAUUUCGAUUCCUGUUAAUGUUCAAGCACUUCAGAUUCUUUCUGAUGGGAGGCUGUGCGUAGGAUCUCCGUCAUGUUUCACUGUGUACAAUAUUCAAAGUGGAGAAUCAUUCAUCUCUUUGCUUCAUCCGGAAAAUCCUUUGUACGCAACUAUAACGUGCAGUUCCGUUGAAGCCUUAAGAGUCAUCGAAUUGCCCAGGAGAGAGUACUUAUUAGUUUUUGGUACUUUGGCCGCUUAUGUCGAUAAGCAUGGUCGCAAGUCCCGAGAUCGUGAAAUUAUGUAUCCUGCGGUUCCUACUGCCAUUAGCUAUAGAGACGGUCACCUAGUUGUUUACAGCGAGACACACAUCGACAUUUUUAACUGUGCGACCGGCGAAUGGGUUCAAACUUUGAACAUCAAGAGAGCGAAACCGUUAAACGAUAGUGGAAGUCUAUCGUUAUGUAUAUUGCACGAAUUAACCCAUCUUCUGUAUUUAUCAAAUGUGCAUCAAAGAGAACUAUUAAAUUUAGAAAACAUAGUUACAUUAGAUACAGAGGGUAGGGUGAUACAAAAACCAAGACGGCGGUUUUCAUUGAGAGAAGGCAAUAGAUCAACACGAUUUUUUUAUUCCAGAAACACGGAUAGACGUUCUAAGUUAAUUUCGGCACCGACGAACUUUAACCAUAUUAGUCACGUAGGUCCCGGUGAUAGUAUUCAGCAACAAAGACUGAUUGAUUUAACCACUAGUCUUGUCGACCAACUUCCCGAGCAAAUAUCUUAUGGACCUCCUACACCACAACCUAGGCCUACUAAACAAGCACCAUUACCACCAGUUCCUACUUCCGGGAAGUCUCGUCCCUACAUAGAAAUUUCGAAUCCGAUUCCUUUACGACCAGCGCCUCCAGUUUACAAUGGGGCUAAAAGAGCGGCACCUCCACGACCCAGAGAAUUACCUCCUGCGUUACCCCGCCCUUCUGAUACGUCUCCUUCGCCGGACCCAGCGAGUAUAGGAAGCAUGUCUUCACUACAUGAUAUGCUUAAGUCUGCAGAAGUUAAAAGUAGUCCACGUCAUUCAAUUGCCAGCAACAACAGCUCGAAUCUCUCUACACCGCCAUCGCCCCAGGCAGAUCUUCACCACAGCUCCAGUUACGACAGUUAAAACAUUUAAGCUUUAUCAAAUCAACGCUAUUAAUUCGCAGGUGGCUUUUCAUAUCUAUGUAAGUGAGUCCAAGUUAGUUCCAAUCUAUUGAUAAUAACAUUUUAUACUAUUAGUUGCUGGAGUUUGCUUCCAGUCACACGCGCUUGGAAUGGAAACAAAUGUCCCUUUAAACUAUUUCAUAGCAUUGGAGGAAUAAGGUUUUGCUCAAGGUAUAUCCCACUUGAUCAACAGUUUACCCCAAAUUCGUUUUGUACUUGAAACUACAUAAUUUUAAUCGCGCCUUAAACAACAGCAUAUCUUCCACAUUAUUAAUUAUCUUGCAAGGGGCCACACGUAAUUGAUAUUUUAUGCAUCUACUGUACAAUUCCUAUUACUAACACUAAGCCUGACGGAGUUAAUUAAUAGUUGUGAUCCACUAAUGCUGAGUCAAUUAAAUAUGUACUUUUUUUACAUGGUAAUUAAAAUAAGGCGUCGAAAUAAUCGUCUCUAGCUAGCUAUAAGUCAUCAUAUAGAAUAUGGUGGUUUACGGCUAGCUAAACCAAUUUACAUUUAUAUGGGAAAAUAAUGUCAAACCGUCAAAAAUAUUAAAAGCGUUGAUUCGGUUAUUAAUACGUUAGUGUAGAUUAUCAUUCCAUUCUAUACACAUUAUCUCGUUAUAUGGGCUGAUAUGCAAGAUACCUAGAGUGUUAUGUGAGGCAUGAUGUAAUUAUCACUGUACACUUUAGUCGUAUCUUUCGCAAGUCCGAGUAGUUACCUCAAGUUAACAGUAAGCCCAGUUCGUUUUAAAGAUAUGAUAUGAGGAAGUUUAUCUUAUACUAUAGGCAUGGCACUGUACUUAUUUGUGUUUCUUCUGUAUAUUUUUGUAUUAUUUUGCAGCUUACUUUGAUGCUUAGAUUAAGAUUUUUAGAGUUAUAUGAAAAGUGUAAAAAUGCAAGUCAAUUAUCAAGUACUAUAUAACAGGUUUAUUUUCAUUUUUAAUAUUGACAUCAACUUAGUUGACCUUGUAACAAACAAAGAGCAAUAAAUCUUCAUCGUCACUGGAAACUAUGAAACUGCAGUUUCAAUCUUUGUUUAAUAAGUCGUUUCUUGAAGGUUAUUAUAUCGAAUAGUUGUCAUUUUUAUAAGAAUGGAAACUCCGCAAUUGACUCCUAAAUUAAUUUAAGGACAUGAAACGUUCCUCCAGAUGGUAAAUCAAUUAAUACACACAAGAACAAAUUGUAAAUUAAAAAUUACUUGCAGUGAUUGUUGAAUAAAUUACCUGAAUAUUUUAACGGUAUAAAAUGAUUUAUGUACCUUUUACUUUAAUUAUUAUAUUGUCAAAUAUAUUUAUUUAUUUAACUUGUGUUAGUCGUUUUCACUACGAUGCAUUAUGUUGAAAAGAGUAAUGUGUUAUUAUAUUUUAUUAGAAUAGAAAAAUCAUAAUCAAAUACUUAACAUAUUAUAAGUAAUCGAGAAUUCGUUGUAGUGCAUUUUUUAAUAUCACCCAGACAAUAUAGUAUUUGUGAUAAGUGACUGAAA